AUGGGGAUCGGGGAUCGGGACACAGGUCACCAACCACAUACACGAGCACCGAAAUCUAGGGCUUUACAAGACAUGGGUAUCAAGACUGCUUGGUCCAAAAUCGCCGUAUCAGUCUCCGUCGCCGACGAGCUCGAUUCCUCUCAUUUGUCUCAUUCUCAAUCUCCACUGGGUUUCUCUCUGUGUUUGGUGGUAGGUAUGUCUGAUAUGGAACGCCACGUCUCACGUUGCAUCAGUUAG
Prunus armeniaca (apricot) is the source of this 237-nucleotide messenger RNA. The record is from the annotation of a GenBank genome assembly. Lineage: Eukaryota; Viridiplantae; Streptophyta; Magnoliopsida; Rosales; Rosaceae.